Messenger RNA from Tetranychus urticae (two-spotted spider mite), 776 nucleotides. It is a transcript of the gene RpS11, whose product is annotated as ribosomal protein S11. Gene Ontology annotation, molecular function: structural constituent of ribosome. The record is from RefSeq and is a predicted model, not a curated record. Gene Ontology annotation, cellular component: cytosolic small ribosomal subunit; ribosome. Lineage: Eukaryota; Metazoa; Arthropoda; Arachnida; Trombidiformes; Tetranychidae. Gene Ontology annotation, biological process: translation.
CUACUUGUCACCACCAGAUGUCUCUUUAACUUACGGACUUGUUCCGUUUCCUCCUUAAACUUGCAUAUUGUGAAUUUUCAUCUAACCUCCAAUAGCUUAUAUUUUAAUAGGUUUUGUGAUUAAAUUAUAAUCAUGGCUGAUCAGACCGAGCGAUCGUUUCAGAAACAACCUACCAUCUUCUUAAACCGAAAGCCUGGAACCAGCAAGCAAAAGAGUAAAAAGCAAACUCUUCGCUACAUCCGAGAAGUUGGUUUAGGAUUCAAAGCUCCAAGAGAGGCUAAAGAAGGAACUUAUAUUGACAAGAAAUGUCCAUUCACCGGCGAUGUUGCUAUCAGAGGUAGAAUUUUACGAGGUGUGGUAAUUAAAAUGAAGAUGCAAAGGACCAUCGUAAUUAGAAGAGAUUAUCUUCAUUAUGUGAAGAAGUACAAUCGUUUCGAGAAGCGUCAUAAGAAUAUGUCAGUUCACCUUUCACCAUGCUUCAGAGAUGUUGCAUUAGGAGACAUUGUUACUGUUGGUGAAUGUCGUCCAUUAGCAAAAACAGUUAAAUUCAAUGUUUUGAAGGUGGCAAAGGCUCCUGGUGCAAGGAAACAGUUCCAGAAGUUUUAAAUUGAUAUGGCUCCUUAUUUGUUUAUAUGAUCUAUCGAAAAAUUCAUGGUAACCAGGAAGACCUGGCUCCUAAAUCAACUGGAUAUUUACGAAUAAUUCAUUGAACUCAUGAUUUUUUGUAUUUGUCAGUUGAUGAAUGACUAAAUUAAAAGACCCAAAACAAACACUAA